AUGGGCUCUGACUCCAUCAAUCCACCGCUGAUGGACGAAGGCAGACCUAUAAUCAUGGGCCCAGUGGCUCAGCGCGCUGUGGAGAGCAACUGCAAUAGCAUCCUCUGUGGACCUGUUGGUGCGAUAUGCAAACUGGUAGGGGUCAAAGUUCGGAAGGAGAUAGUCCUUGAUGUGCUGGAGAACCAGUCUCUCGAAGCACUUCAUGAUUACCGGAGGUGUCGAGUAACUGAUGAGAUUUUGUACCUGGUGCCAAACAAAGAAAACUUCCGGUUGACAUUAAGAGCCAUCAAGCUUUGGGCGAAACGUCGAGGGAUUUAUUCCAACAUUUUGGGCUUUCUGGGUGGAGUGUCGUGGGCCAUGUUGGUGGCCCGGACCUGCCAGCUCUACCCCAACGCUGUCGCUGCUACACUAGUUCACAAGUUCUUCUUGGUUUUCUCCAAAUGGGAAUGGCCAAAUCCUGUGUUACUGAAACAACCUGAGGACAGUAACCUGAACUUACCUGUGUGGGACCCCAGAAUGUCCUGA
Nematolebias whitei (Rio pearlfish) is the source of this 525-nucleotide messenger RNA. Its product is annotated as poly(A) polymerase type 3-like. Gene Ontology annotation, molecular function: poly(A) RNA polymerase activity. The transcript is spliced from 6 exons. The record is from RefSeq and is a predicted model, not a curated record. Lineage: Eukaryota; Metazoa; Chordata; Actinopteri; Cyprinodontiformes; Rivulidae. Bases 1 to 525 code for a protein of 174 amino acids. Gene Ontology annotation, cellular component: nucleus.